ACUAGAUGUCGUCCUACUAGUUGAACACGUGGUUUUGUUGUUGUAUGGUAAUGAAACAUGCCUUCGAAACUGGUAGAAUUUAUGAUGUUGAUAGGAAAAUUAAAGAGAGUGAGGCGGACUGGUUGGGUAAUGAGAAACAUUCCAGAUGCCGAAAGUGUGGCAGACCACAUGUACCGAAUGGGAGUUUUGGCAAUGUUGCUGAAUAGUGACAAUGGAUCGCAACAUUUAGAUAAAGAUAAAUGUGUAAAGAUGUCUCUUGUACAUGAUCUUGCUGAGUGCAUUGUUGGAGACAUCACACCACACUGUGGUGUGUCAAAUGAAGAGAAGCAUGAGAAAGAAAAGGCUGCAAUGAUACACUUGACAACAUUAUUAGACAAGAAAAUUGGUGAGGAGAUAUUUGCCUUGUGGAAGGAAUAUGAAGAACAGAAUACACCAGAAUCUAGAGCUGUUAAAGAUCUAGAUAGAUUUGACAUGAUUCUUCAGGCAUAUGAAUAUGAAGAUAUGUUGGAACAACCAUCUAGUUUAGAAGAAUUCUUCAACACCACUAAUGGUAAAUUUCAGAAUCCUCAGAUUAUCAAAUGGACCGAAGAACUAUAUGCUUUGAGGAAUACAAAGAAAGAGUGAACAAAAAUUUGUUGUUACUCAGUAAACUUCUUUCAUUUUCAUUAAGUUUUGUGAGCACAAAUGUGAUAAGUUAAUGCAGAACCUGAAGACUAUCAUUGUUGUGAGUUAUAUAACAUUACAUUUCCUAGUUUUUAUUUGUACUGUAAGUUGAAAUGUAUGGAUGUAAGUUUGAGUUUUUAAAAAAUAAAUUA
Messenger RNA from Centruroides sculpturatus (bark scorpion), 815 nucleotides. RefSeq names its product HD domain-containing protein 2-like. The coding region runs from base 58 to 624 and encodes 188 amino acids. The transcript has 6 exons. The record is from RefSeq and is a predicted model, not a curated record. Lineage: Eukaryota; Metazoa; Arthropoda; Arachnida; Scorpiones; Buthidae. Gene Ontology annotation, molecular function: 5'-deoxynucleotidase activity. Gene Ontology annotation, cellular component: cytoplasm.